GGGAAGUAAUGAGAAAAGACUUGUGAGAGAGGCGUCAGAGAAGUGACGGUGAAGUAAUGUCAGUUACUAUUAUCUCAGAAUUGACAAUCAGAUCAAUACAUCACCUAUUGGAUGUCCUCGUUUCAAAUUCUACAUUGCAACAUUGAUUUACAAUGAGCAGAUAGUUGGGACAUGUCAGAGACAAGGAGACAGCACAAGACACUGCAAGACAUGUCACUGGAGUUGGGCUGCCCUCUUCAGAAUGGAGACAUUAUUGAGAUUUUACAAACUGGUCAUCAUCAUUUUGCAGUAUAUGUAGGGGAUGGAUAUAUUGUGCAUAUAACAGGCAGGCUGGUAGGGAUGGGAGAUGACGCUCUUCAUGGAGACUCUGUCGUGGUUGAGAAAACAAUGCUGGAGGGUGUAGUAAAGGGCUGCAGCUACAAAGUAAACAACAUUUAUGAUGGAGAUCUGAUCCCGGUGCCCAGAGACGAGGUGGUCAGUUCAGCUCUGCAAACAGUGGGCGAGAGUAAACCAUAUGGGUCCAGCUGCCGAGACUUUGCCCUUGAACUGAAAUUUGGGAGUGCAAACCUGGAUAUUAUACUUAGGACCUUGGCAGCUAUUCCAGAGGAAAUGGCAGUGACUGCAGCUAAAGGAGUCCAACUCAUUGGCUCAGGUGUAAGCUUAAGUUCUGAACUUGUGGGAUCAGUGGCAGCCAAGGGAGUUGACCUUGCAGGUCAGGGGGUGAUGGGAAUGUCCAGCGCAUUGGGCUCAGCUGCUGGUAGGGGCCUAGCUGCAUUUGGGAACAUGCUUUCUGCAGGUGCACAAACACUGGCUCCCAUAGUAGCUGCUAAAGUAGAUGUAGUAUCUCCUGGGUCUGGUACCAUGGUGAUGACUGCAGCUGGAUGUGUUGCUCCAUUGGCAGAGUCCUUAGCUGCACAAUCUGGAGACGCAGAGGAAGCCACAGCUCGUAGUGUUAGGCAGUUGGGAUCUUCUAUCUCUUCAGGUUCAACAUCUGUAGGGUCAGCAGUGUCCACUGGAUUGUCUUGGUUAGGGUCAGCAUCAGCUGCUGGAGCCUCUAGUAUUAUUGGGUAUCUCCGGUCAGGGACAGAGCUGACAACUGCAGAGCUUGGGGCACAGCCAGAUAUUUCUGGGGAUCACGAGAAACUAGAUUCCGAUGUACAGAAAUAAUGACAUGGGACUGUUCUUUCAUUUUGUGUAAUCAGAAUGUGUUCCACUUUCCACAUUUUAUACUGAUUGUAAUAACAUUAAUACAGAACCAUUGUGUAUAAAAUAAAUAUCUCUGACACAGUUA
Molecule: messenger RNA, 1291 nt
Organism: Pseudophryne corroboree (corroboree frog)
Lineage: Eukaryota; Metazoa; Chordata; Amphibia; Anura; Myobatrachidae
Exons: 5
Coding region: 172-1167 (331 amino acids)
Biological process (GO): N-acylphosphatidylethanolamine metabolic process
Cellular component (GO): cytoplasm
Molecular function (GO): A2-type glycerophospholipase activity; glycerophospholipid phospholipase A1 activity
Source: RefSeq, a predicted model, not a curated record